Messenger RNA from Xiphophorus couchianus (Monterrey platyfish), 7480 nucleotides. RefSeq names its product testis expressed 2 (gene tex2). Gene Ontology annotation, molecular function: lipid binding. The transcript has 13 exons. NCBI's taxonomy places the organism in Eukaryota, Metazoa, Chordata, Actinopteri, Cyprinodontiformes, Poeciliidae. The coding region runs from base 722 to 4273 and encodes 1183 amino acids. The record is from RefSeq and is a predicted model, not a curated record. Gene Ontology annotation, cellular component: endoplasmic reticulum.
CCAGUAAUUCUGUCAGCUGAUCGGAGAGAAAAAUGAAAGCUGGUGUUCCGUGUUGAUUUCGUUCCACAGUUUAUUUGUUUGCGGGGUUUUUUCCCCCCCAGAGCAAAGAAAAUGUCAUAUUUUUGGGGGGCUUUUUCGAAUAUGACUGUCCACAUUUUUUGCUUUUUAAAGACAGCGCAGGGUACGUAUUUUGUCAGCGGAGGGAAAUCCGCGUCUUACUGGCACGCUGCAAAGCCGUGACGCAAUCCACGCUCCGCUGCUGCAACACAAUAAAAUAUGAAUCGCCAGUGCGCCGACGGUCCGACCGCUCCGUAAGAAUCAUUCAAGGAAGGUGAGGAGGGGGGUGUGGCGCCAACCAACCCACCCGUUUACCAAAACAAUACACGCCCCAUGUCCCUUGCAUGUGGAGCGUUUAAUAAAGCCGGAACUAGGAGCCAGGUGUGAUCAGCCAGCCUUCAGCAGCUCAGCGCCCUCCGUCUCCUCUCCUCUCCUCUGCAGGCUGCAGGGAGAGGAAGGCGCUCCAAGCGGGGAAUCUCAGCGGAUUACGCAGAUUCGGAACCUCGAUGCUGAGCAACGCAGUAGAUUGAGGAUGGGGAUGCGAUAAGUGGAAGGCUCAUUCCCACUCUGAUCCGUGGCCAGGCUGUCGGUGCAGAUUGUGUCUCUCAAGAGGAGAGUGAAUGCCUCUAAAACAUCAAAGCUGUGAGCCCUGUGGAGGGUGACGAUGAGCAGCCACGGCAACAGCAGAAAGGGAAGUGGCCAGCAUGCUGACACUCCUCUACGUCAUGCACCAGGACCCAAGUUGCAGGUGCAGCGCUCCCACUCUCGUGACACUAUCACCAUCCACUUCUCCGCUCUGGGAAAGGAGGAGGAAGAUGAGGAAGAAGAACUCUAUGGGUUAUCUGUUGAAUGUGCGGCUGCUAAAUCUGUUCUCGAUGGUGCUGCAGGACCUCAAAGCCAAAGCACAGGGACUGAUGGCCAAUCUCUUGCCAAAGGCUUGGAGGCAGAAGAGGAGCUAGGGCUGGAGUCUGUUGAUGCGGAGAUCUUUUCUGGAUCUCUACUGCCCGUUUCAUCUGCCAUCCUUCCUGCACAGCCGUUGGACUCGCAUCCACACACACCCUCUCUUGCAAUGACUGUUAACCCUGUUUCAACUCACUCCCACCUGAGCUCCACUUCUCCUGCCAGCUCCUCCUGGGCAUCCGAUCGACCAGCCCAGCCCCCUUUGAUUAGUUCCACUUCUUCUUCUCCUUGUAAAUCUGCAGCCCUUUCCUCUUCCAAGCCUUUUCUCAGCCUUGUUAGAUCUUUGUCAAAUGAUGUCGACUCUCGAGAAACUGCUCCUGUAAUUGCUACUGUCGUACCCCCACAUGCCAGACACAGACACUUAAUGAAAUCUUUUGUUAAGUCCCUCUCCACGGACACUUCAAAGGGCGAACAUCACGAAGGGCCUCUUCAGCACCAUUCUCACCACCAGCAAACACAGCCAACCCACCGCACUCCGCCUCGCAACAUGCAGCUUUUCAAGCAGUUCUCCCAGCCUCGUUUGUCUUCCUGCCCUGUCACAGUCACUCAAGCAGGCGGAGACUCCAAAACAGCACCUUCUUCGCCUAUUAUGUCCCCAGAUGGGAGAUCUUUCUUUAAGGUCCAGGAGGUGGAGGCCAGGAUAGAAGACACCAAGAGGCGGUUGUCAGAGGUGAUGUCAGAUCCCUUGCAGCUUUUUAGUAAAAUUAUUGGGGAUGAGUCCGGUGUGGGGCUUGCUGGGAGUGCCGCUCAUCGGGCCAAGUCACUCUCCUCCAGUGCGUUGGAGCUCAGUGGAGUGACUGCGGUAAACGGACAUACAGAAGCUAACAACAACUAUAGCAUCAAAGAAGAGGGGGCUGAAGGGGAAGAAGAGGAGGAGACUCCUACAGAAAAGGGCCCCGACUCGUCCUUUUUCUCUUUCCCAUCACUGUCUCUUGCACCAGCUCUCACCCAGGCCUCGUCAUCUACUCUCCACAGGUCUCCCUCUCUCACUCUGGGACGCUGCUCCAUGUCAGCCCUUGUCGCUCGACAGGAAGAUGAGGACUUCUGUGAACUGUACAGCGAGGACUUUGAGCUGUGUACAGAUACUGAGACACCAGAUGGUGAGCAAUCCAUGUCUCAGCAGCCUCAUACUGGUAGCACUGGUUUGGGUAGUGAACUGGAUGCAGAAGAUGAAGGACUGGUGGAAGAACUGGAGAAUGUGCCUAUGACUGGCCUCAUCUUCUUAACACAGUUGUUGUAUUUGUACUUAGUCCUUCCAGUGCCUCCUUGUCUAUGUUCUGUGUUACAUGGGAUAGUAGUUGGGUUCAUGCUGGCCCUGCUGGUCCUUUGGCUGUCUGCUCCUCGAUGCUCCUCAUCAGGGACCAGAACAAGGAGAUGGAGGAAAGACCAGCGAAAUGUUCCCCAGCUGGAUGUCAAAGAACCAGGAAUAUUCAAGGGCUGGAUGAAUGAGAUCCAGAGCUACGACCCAGAGAUGUACCACGCCACCUUGACCCACUCUGUUUACGUCCGCUUGGAGGGUUCUGUUCUGCGUCUUUCCAAGCCCAACAGGAACAUCUCCCGCCGUGCCGCACACAAUGAGCCUAAACCUGACGUCACCUACAUUAGUCAGAAGAUCUACGAUCUGACCGACAGCAGGAUCUACCUGAUGCCCCAGAGUUUGGCUAGGAAGAGGGUUUGGAACAAGAAGUAUCCCAUUUGCAUUGAACUGGCAAAACAGGAGGACUUCAUGUCAAAAGCAGAGGGAGAAAGAUCUGAAGCUGGGGACGAGAGAACCACUGGACUGGGUGAGAAGCUCGAACGAACGGACAAAGCUGAAAAAGCAGAAGUUUGCACUUCAGCGGAGGACCAGAGAAGGCCGACCGCCGGAGGAGGGGAUCUGACAAUCUACUUGUUUGGGAGGACCGGUCGGGAAAAGGAGGAAUGGUUUCGGAGGUUUCUUCAGGCAUCCCAGAUGAAGUCGGAGGGGAGAGGUGGCAGCCUGUCUGGCAUCUGCAAGAGUGCCUUCUUGUCUGCUCACAGCCGCAGUGGCAGCAUCCAGUCGGCCGGAGGCCCUGAGGCUGACAGCAGGGGCAGCAGCAGGGGAAGCCAGGAGGAGCUGUCUCAGCCUCGGUACAGAGAGACCCCCGCCUCUCUCUCCAGUGGCUCAGCUGGGGGGAUGAAGCAGAAGAUGCUGUUGGACUAUAGCAUCUACAUGGCCAAAUACGUUAACCCCCAGGCACCGCCCGGAAGCCCGCCAGCUGUCGACAGCCCCGGGCACACCCCUGAGAGCAGCCCUAAAGCUACCAAAAAGUUACCCAGGAGUUCAGAGGAGGCUGCAGAGCCAGAGGCCUGGGUCAAUGCCUUUCUGGGGAGGAUAUUCUGGGAUUUCUUACGAGAGAAGUACUGGGCCGAUGUUGUCUCCAAAAAGAUCCAAAUGAAGCUCAGUAAAAUCAGGCUGCCAUAUGUAAUGAAUGAGCUGACUUUGACGGAGCUGGACAUGGGAUUCUCAGUUCCUAAGAUCCUCUGUGCCUCCAAACCCUCAGUGGACCAUCAAGGUCUUUGGUUUGAUCUGGAAGUCUCCUACACAGGCUCCUUCCUCAUGACACUAGAAACCAAGCUGAACCUGGCCCGCCUGGGGAAGGAAGGCGAAGGACUCGGGGAUCAUGGCAAAGAAUGGUCCAGGCCACGGACGUACUGUCUGGCCGACAGCGAUGAGGAGUCAUCCAGUGCUGGCUCAUCAGAUGAGGAGGAUCCCCCUGAACUGCUCAGUGACAAACCCAAUCUGCCUGCAUCAGAGGGCUAUGUAGGAGGCCACAGACCCAGCAAGAUCAUGCGCUUUGUGGACAAGAUAGCCAAGUCCAAGUACUUCCAAAAGGCAACUGAGACAGAGUUUAUCAAGAAGAAGAUGGAGGAGGUGUCUAACACACCCCUCUUGCUCACUGUGGAGGUGCAAGAGUGCAGGGGGACGCUUGCUGUCAACAUCCCACCUCCCCCUACGGACAGGAUAUGGUACGGUUUUCGGAGUCCUCCCCAUCUGGAGCUGAAAGCACGACCCAAACUGGGUGAGAGAGAAGUCACUCUGGUUCAUGUGACGGAGUGGAUCGAGAAGAAGUUGGAUCAGGAGUUCCAGAAAAUAUUUGUGAUGCCAAACAUGGAUGACAUAUGGCUACCCAUAAUGCACUCUGCCAUGGAUAUGCGCUCAAAUGCCAACUUGACUUUGACAAACGAUGCCUUGAAGGAUCCAGAGCCGGAAGAGUCUGAGGUCUCUGAUGUGUGAGGGAUGUUCAAAUGUGGGGCGGCAGGCAUUUUAUGACACGGUGAUACAGGAUGCCCAAAACGUCUGUUGGAAACUAAAGGUGCAGCUGCAACCCUGGCCAGCUCCACGGUUAUUUUCUUUGUUUUUCAAUGCUACUGUUUCAAUAGACGGUUAACAGUUAAAAAAAAAAAAAAAUCAUCCAAAAAAACUGAAAAGCAAGUUGACGAGUUCUCUUAUUUUUAAAUAAAAGCAGGAGAAUAGAAGGAGAAUGUGAUGCUGUUACCAUCUGACUACAUUUCUUUGAUCUAUUUAUCUGACAUUCAGUAUUCGUUCAGUCUGAUGAAGCAGGGUUCGUGGGUCAAGCUAAAAUACAGCAACCUCCACAAUUACUGGAAUGUCAAGUAAACUGAGCAAAAAUCUCACAAUAAUCCCAUUUAUCUAUUACUACAGUUACAUAAUCUCAUGCUGAAAACCUCCCAAAAAAUCCAACGCUUAAUUUGAAAGCAUUUAUUUGACAUGGCAAGAAAAACAAACCUCACAAAAUAAUUGGUGCUACAAUUUUUGACACUUCCUUUAAAAAAGUAACUAACAUUCUUUUUUUCACUUUACAUUUUACUUUUAAAGGUUGAUCAGUACUUUGAAACAUUUGGUAAGUAUGACGAAACUUCCGGUUUCUCUGUAAAACAUAUGACACAAAAGAAUAUGUAUUUGAAGUACUUUUCAAAAUGGGAAAGACAAGAAAGCAUCUCAUUAAGGUAUGUGACAGGAAUGUGUUUAUCUGCGUAACUAAAGACAUGCCAACUUUGCUUAAUUCGUCAAUAUCUACAAUGAGAGCAAUAUUUAAAUUUUUGAGAUAACAGUUGGUGUGACAGAUGAGAAUGGAUGACGAUCUUCCAUUUCUUGCCACAACACUGUGAGUAGGAUUGGAAGGGAGGGAAAGAAAAUGUCUUGUCAUCAUGUACCAACCCCCUUCAACCAGGGCAACAAAUGGUGACAUUUUGGGGUUACCAAGACUUUGACCCAACCAAGUAGACUCCAUGCAGAUGUCAACCAGUUGUUUCAAAGGAUUGCAGGGCAGAAGCUUUUUCUGUCCUGUCAUAAUAUACAUAAUUAUGUGGAGUUAUGUGCUUGGUCUAAUAAGAUUUCUUUUUUUUUUUUUUGCAAACAUUUCAUGAGGUUUUGGCAUGACACAAAAAAAUUAAUAUCUUAAAAUGCAUUUCAUGCCCACUCUUACACAAGGGGGUGGACAUGUGACACUGUGGGUCUGUUUCCCUUCUACAGCCCAUUGAAGCUGGAAAUGCUAAGAGAUUUUCUAUCAAAAUCUGGAGUGCCCUGCCAGAAAACUAAAAAUGGACUGUAAAGUUAUAGAUCAACCAUGUGCAAGGUUGUGCAAAUUGUUAAUGGAAGAAAAGUAAAUAAGUGUCGCCUCCUUGCCCCCACCUCCCAAACAAUGUACCCAAAUUAAAUGUUUGGGUUUUUUUCGUUUAUUUUUUUCAGAGAUGUUGUGCUACUGCAACAAAAGGUGCAAUUCUUUUUAUGUUUUUUUCCUCCUUACCAGUAAGUGUGGAGGAUACUGUAACACAACAAAUAGCCAUCCUGAGUCAGCAAGAGGAACCAUAUAACCUGUGAUGUGUAGCUGUACCUAACAUGAUUGUUGGACAGUGUUAACUUUUUCUGUGAAGUUGCUAAAUGAUGAGUGUCUUAUUGUUACUGUUAUGAGGAUUAGCUAGAACUGUGGCCACUGAUGAAGACAAAGGGUAAAAUAUUUUUUUAAAAAUCCCUGUUUGAGGAGUUUGCUUAGACACGAUCACCUAUCAUUCAUACAGUGGAUUGCAAAGGUGUAAGAUUUUGCAAUACAAAAAAUAUUCCACCUUUUAUGCAACGUUUAUGCUGUACAAUUCGGCUGAAAAUCAUUCAAAUCUUUUGGAGAUAAAUAAUUUUGAAAAAGGUGCAAAAACAGAUAAAAUUGCAUUAGUUGUCUAGCUGGUUUCCCAUACCAGUCACCUACUGUAAAUCAAAAGUUGCAUCAAAAUAAUAAUAGUUUCAGGGUCUGCAACCAAGUUAUUGCACUUUUUUUGUUUCGGUGAAAUUGUACAUAAUGUCACAUUGAAGGUGGAAAAAGUUUGGAGACGAUUCCUUUUUUUUACAUCACAAAUCCCAACAGGGGUAUGAACAUUUUUAGAUCCACUGCACUUUUCAUACCAUUCUUUUAUCAGCAAACCACAUUGCUGCCUGGAACAUAUAUGCAAACUAAUCCAUGGUUUAUAAAUGGUUUCAUAGUAGACAGGUGGUCCAGUAAAAUCCAUCAUGGCAAUUAUGCUGUCAUACAGCAUGUGUGCUUUGUACUAUGGAAUAGAAAUUCGAGCUAAAAUGGGCUGGUUGUAGGAAAUGAGGCAAACAAAAUGGCUCAACCUCUGUUGGUAUCUUGAAUGUAUAAAUAAAAAGAACUCCUCACCUCUCCCAGGAAACACUUUCACUGAAAACAUGUUUCUGAGCAACAUGUUUAAAGCUACAUCCAGAGUUGACUAAAAGUAAUAAUUUUCUAUUUGUAUUGCCAAAGGGAAUAUAGAAGGUGUGAAAUAAAGCAAUCUGUUAAAAACUUUCUGCUUUCGUUGAGGUGACGCACAGCCAGUGUUUCAACAACUGCAAUUGAAAAAAAUGAGAAUAAAUCAGAGAGUGAGACUCUAUCUGUACAGCAGGAAACAGAAACCUCAAGCAGCAACACAGAGCUGGAAGUUUUAGGUGUAAUAAAUCUAGUUUUAUUGAAAUUAAAAGCAUUCUGGAUAUCAGCCAUAUUAUUUAGUGUUGUCUGCGGUCAUACAGCUAAAGAAUGCCGUUUCGUUUUCAUUUAUUUGCUGUUCUGUUAUUUGUCUUUAAAGAGCAGCUCCACCAAUAAUCUAGAAACCCCUGGAACCUUUCCUGUCUACUUCAGAGGUGACUUUAUGUAUUUUUAUGUUCAAAUAGAUGUGUGUUGGCUAGCAAAUGAGGCAGAAAGUGCCUUUGAGAUAAUCAAACAUUCCUUCAUAGUGAGCCACCUCAUUUCUCGCAUCAGUUAAUGAACUGUUCUUGUGCCAUCACUGUCUGUUAAGACAUGCCUGUUGUUUUUCACAUUUCUUUGCGGUUCAUUUGCACAUUGACCAAGAUAUCAGGCUAUUCUGUUCUGUGAUAUUGCAGAAAUGUUACUGUUCUGUGUUAUUGUGGAUCAAUAAAAACAAUUUAUUUGGAAAA